Rhodotorula graminis WP1 is the source of this 1152-nucleotide messenger RNA. RefSeq lists its product as uncharacterized. The coding region runs from base 1 to 1152 and encodes 383 amino acids. Lineage: Eukaryota; Fungi; Basidiomycota; Microbotryomycetes; Sporidiobolales; Sporidiobolaceae. The transcript is spliced from 2 exons. The record is from RefSeq and is a predicted model, not a curated record.
AUGGACCGCCUUCCCGUCGAGGUCCUCGCCCUCAUCCUCCCGGGCGUCGACGAGUUCCCGCCCAGCUCGUACGGCAGCGCCGCCUUCAAGGCCCGCCAGGCUGAGCUCCGCAAGCUGUGCCGCGUCUCAAAAGGCAUGCGCCGCGUCGCCCGGCGGCUCCUGUGGCGCAUCGUCGUCGUCGACACCGAGGAGCAGGCCUCGUCGCUCAUCCGCCUCGUCCUGUCGCCGAGCACGAGCGAGGUGGCCAACUUCAUCCAGAUCCUUGGCGCAGCGCAGGCCAAGUCUCGUCGCGUCUUCAGGGUCGACAAGGCCAGCGGCCGCGCACCUGGCCUCCUCGCCCCCACUACCGUCUUCCGCCUCGUCGCAAACCUGUCCGCACUUCAGCGCGUCUACCUGCUCGACUUCGACCCGGUCCAGAGAGCCGACACGAGCUUCGACGGCAAGAUUGGCAUCGAUUUCUCGUCGGGCGGGCCGUUGCGCAAGCUUCACAGCCUCGUCAUCACCGGCGGCAUGCCGUACCUCAAGCGCGUCCUCGCACCCGUCGCACACGCACUCGUCGAGCUCGCCCUGCCCGCCAACUUCAAGGCGUCGGCCGAGGACGUCGAGCAGGUCCUGUCGUCGCGCGUUCUGCCUCACCUGAGGCGUCUGCGCCUCGGUGUACCCAGCUCAAGAGGCUUCAAGCCUCGUCCGGUCCUGUCGGCUCCGACAACGGCCUUUCUUGCCCAGCUCGACUACGUGCAGCUCGUCGACCCGGUCCUGUCGUCUUCAGGGUUCUACGAGGACCGGCCGGAGCCCAUUCCGCUCGACCACCCGUACCUCGUGACGGACACGCCCGUCCUCGUCGACAUAUCGUCGUCCACCUCGCUGCCCCGCGAGUCGUCCCCGGCCCUCGACCUCGUCGACCACCUCUACGUCCGCUCGGUCCCCGACUGGAGCCGCCUCGCCGACGUCGUCUCGCACGCGCACCUCGUGACGCUCUGCAUCCCCGAGAAAGUGUGGCGGAGCAGCGCGAGCGAGUCGGACGAGCUCUUGGAGGUGUGCAGCGCCGCGGGCGUCGCGCUCUACCUCGCCGCCAGGGACAAGCACGCCGUCAUCUUGCCCGGCUUCGUCGCCUACUGCGAGGGUGAGAGCGACGAGACGGACUCGAAGUGA